Rhinolophus ferrumequinum (greater horseshoe bat) is the source of this 1875-nucleotide messenger RNA. It is a transcript of the gene C1QL4, whose product is annotated as complement C1q like 4. The coding region runs from base 593 to 1309 and encodes 238 amino acids. Lineage: Eukaryota; Metazoa; Chordata; Mammalia; Chiroptera; Rhinolophidae. Gene Ontology annotation, molecular function: protein binding. The transcript is spliced from 2 exons. The record is from RefSeq and is a predicted model, not a curated record.
UGGGGUAUAAAGGCGGGUCAAUGCUCGCCAAGAGUCAGAGCGCAAACCUACGAGGUCGAGUCCGGUGGGCACCACCCAAAGAGCAGAGCCCGGGACGUCCAGAGCUCGGAGAGUAGUCCCCUUUCCGGCCGGGAGCAAUCCGUCUGGGUAGCUGGGGACCUAGGUGCCGCCAUCCUUGAGAAAGCAGCUGUCCAGAGAGCAAGCAUCCUAGAUCUGUAAGAAACCAGCCGUCCGAGAAGCCGCAGAUGUCAGGCGCCCGGGAACGUUAGGCUGAACAGGAGGGUAACAGAGGACCACGGGCUCUGAACCGUCGGGAGCUGCCCCUGGCCCAACUCACGCGGGGACCUCCGCCUUGACGGAAGGUUUGGGGAACGGCACCGCUGAGGCGGGAGCCUGCAGGGGCGGGGGGGCCGGGCGCAGCCGUCGGGGGGGUCCCGACCCAGGCCCGAGCCCGGCCACCGCCUCAGGGGCCCGCGAAGAGCCCCCGGCCUCCACCGCCAUUGCGCCCAAGAGUGAAGAGGAUCUUCUGGCCCUGGCCGCGUCGCGUCUGAGCCGCCGCAAGCGGGUGGUGGGCGCGGCCGUCGGGGUGGCCAUGGUGCUGCUGCUGCUGGUGGCUAUUCCGCUGCUGGUGCACAGCUCCCGCGGACCCGCGCACUAUGAGAUGCUGGGUCGCUGUCGCAUGGUGUGCGACCCGCAUGGACCGCGAGGCCCAGGACCCGACGGCGCGCCCGUCUCUGUGCCCCCAGUCCCGCCGGGUUCCAAAGGAGAGGUGGGCCGGCGCGGGAAGGCAGGUCUGCGAGGACCCCCGGGACCGCCAGGUCCCAGAGGGCCCCCAGGAGAGCCGGGCAGGCCAGGGCCCCCGGGUCCUCCCGGCCCCGGCCCUGGCGGGGUGGCGCCCCCUGCCGGCUACGUGCCUCGCAUUGCCUUCUACGCGGGCCUGCGGCGGCCACACGAGGGUUAUGAGGUGCUGCGCUUCGACGACGUGGUGACUAACGUGGGCAACGCUUAUGAGGCGGCCAGCGGGAAGUUCACCUGCCCCAUGCCGGGUGUCUAUUUCUUCGCUUACCAUGUGCUUAUGCGCGGCGGCGACGGAACCAGCAUGUGGGCCGAUCUGAUGAAAAAUGGACAGGUCCGGGCCAGCGCCAUUGCCCAGGACGCAGACCAGAACUACGACUACGCCAGCAACAGCGUCAUCCUGCACCUGGAUGUGGGCGAUGAAGUCUUCAUCAAGCUGGACGGCGGGAAGGUGCACGGAGGGAACACCAACAAGUAUAGCACUUUCUCUGGCUUCAUCAUCUACCCGGACUGAGCCGGGCCCCAUCCCCUACUCGUUUGACCCCCAGCCCCCAUCCUGCUCGCUCUUCGCCUCCACUCCCCUCCUCACCCACCUGCAGCCGGCACCACCCAAAGCACCACCCCAUUCUUUGAGAGCCUGGCGAUGGGGCGGGCCCUCUCGCUCCUGGAGGCGGCCUUAAUGGGCGGCGGACUGUUGGUGCUCCCGAGUACAAGUGGCUGGGGAGCCGAGGAGGCCAGGCGGGAGGAGGAGGAGGAGCAGAACAGUUUGGGAAGGGACCACCCUCAUCCGUGCGCGCGGGGCCUGUGAAUGCCGGUCCGAGAGGGGCGGGGGUCGUGACCCUCUCUUCUGCCAGAAGCUGGGGAAAUACCAUUUUGGGAAGGAGAGAACAGAAACAGAAGGAGACCAUCUAGGCGGGAGGAGACAUUAGGACGCGGUAGGCACUGGUCCUCUGUCAUGACAACUUUCUCUCACCAUCCCCUCCUCCCCUCAUCUCCAUUUUCAGGCUCCAGGCUCAGGCCUUGGCAGCCUUCCUAUGAACUGGAGGAACCAGUGAAUUCUUUCCUAGUAUUUAAAACUCA